Messenger RNA from Dendrobium catenatum, 768 nucleotides. Its product is annotated as COX assembly mitochondrial protein 2 homolog. Bases 189 to 440 code for a protein of 83 amino acids. Gene Ontology annotation, cellular component: mitochondrion. The transcript is spliced from 4 exons. NCBI's taxonomy places the organism in Eukaryota, Viridiplantae, Streptophyta, Magnoliopsida, Asparagales, Orchidaceae. The record is from RefSeq and is a predicted model, not a curated record.
UGCUAUUCUUCUCCCCGCGGCAUUUCUUCGUUGCUGCUUCACUUCGCCUGAAGUAGCGUUUCGUCGCUUCUCCUCCUCCUCGCGGCCAUUUCUUCGUCGCUUCUUCGUCCCGGUCGACGACGUCGGAUUGGAAGUCACAAAGGGAUCUCGCCCGCUGUGAAGGUGCUCAAGCCCUCCACUGUGUCACAAUGCAUCCUCCUCUAACACUGCAUCGGCAUCCAAUGUGUGUUGAAAUCAUCGAGCUAUUCCAAAAAUGUCACCAGGACCAUCCAAUUGGAAAAUUUUUUGGAGAGUGCACUGAUCUCAAGUUGAAGCUUGACCGCUGUUUCAGGGAAGAAAAAGCUUUGAGGAGAAAGGCUAAUUUUGAAGAAAGUAAAAAAUUCAAGGAAAGAUUGAAGGCAUACAGGAAAGAGAUGUCUGAGAACAGUUCAGAAGAAUAAUGCAAAUUAUUUCUUAGAAAUUCAAUCAACAUCUACUACUGAGUAGCUUUCUCAGCAAUAAAGGACGCUUUGUCUGCUCAAUAUGUCAUAAGAACGGCAGUAGUUGCAUAACCCCAACUUCGUCAACCCGUCAGUAGGGACUGUAGGAAGAACGAAAGCUAAUUUGACUCGACCAGUUCAAGUGAUCAUAGUCUUCCAUCCACACUUACACUCAAAGAUAUCGUUUGUUUAUUUUAUAUUGCUUGAUUGAGCUGUAUUUUAAUCAUUUAUGUUCUUAUAUACUUUCACUUAUUUAUAUUGUAAAAUGGCAGAAGAAGAGUUCCUCAUU